AUGUGGGGCGUUCUUGGCAUUUUCGUGGCGGGGCUUUGCUUGGCAUGCGCCCAACAGGGGAGGAAUGAACUCGUUUUCUCCGACGAUCUUCCGGCAUAUAUACCUAGUCAAAACAAGGAUCAAAACUUUGCGCUGAAUUCAAUUCUCCCACAAGUUAAUUUUGGAUUUGCAAUUCGACCGACCUCUACCUCUAACUUUGCUAUUGUCAAUCAAUCACCAAUUGUAAGUGCGCAAAUUCAAAACCUGAAUCAAGAUAACUUCCCCAAAGGUGUAUCACUGGAACCUCCCUCGGCAUCAAUAUCUCCAACUCGAGCCACAAUCGCGUUUGGGUUCUCCGAUCAAAUUAGUGUGCAAGAUGACCAGCCGGCUUUCUCAGGUCGUCCUGGUGCUGAAGUUCUGCAAUUAGAAUCCAGUUCAUCAAAUUUUGGAUCGAUUCCAUCCAACCAGAAUACGCUUCCAAUCAACCAAAAUACGGUUCCAAUCAACCAGAAUACGGUUCCAAUCAAUCAGAAUACGGUUCCAAUCAACCAGAAUACGGUUCCAAUCAACCAGAAUAUUGUUCCAACAAUUGAGCAGCCAUUCAGCAAUUCAAUCAUCGAUUUACAGUCUGGAGAGCCCCCUUCCUUCCAACAACUGACUCCAUUCUCGCAAUUUGGAUUUUCUAAUAUUGUGAGUGAAAGUUCGAUAGUGAACCCAUUCCUUGGACAAAAUGGGGAGUUCAGUCAAAGUAGUCCUCCAACGACAAGUGCAACAACUCCUCCUGACAAUGUCCAGUUUGGUUUAACCAACACCCGCCCAAUCCAGACAGUUCCAACCCAAACGAUCUCUCCCACAAAUCAAGGAGUACAGACAUCGUUGCCUUCUUUGGGUAAUUCCAACGGGCCAGUUAUAUUCAAUCCUCCAAGUUUGAUCAGUGACGGCCAAGACGAUAAUUUGAGAUUGAAUCAAGGUAUCGAUCCGUUUUCUCAAGCAUCAAUUUCGCCUUCGACCUUCACCUCCAUAGUGCCACCUCUCAUUCAGAACCUCCAACCAACGAUUGAUGUGGGAUCGACAUUUGCCAAUAAUCCAGCUGAUGGGCAGGUGAUCCAAACUCUUCAACAAUCAAGCUCAAAUAUACGGACUGAUGGAGCACCUCAACCAUCACUGCAACAACCGAAUGCAAUCAAUCAACCCGAGGACAUAACAGGGCAACAACCUGUCGAGCCCCUUAACCCAAAUAUUCAAACUGAUGAUGGAGCAGGGCAGGAGCCCAAUAUUCUCCUACCUGUGGCGGUUGUCCCUCCCCCCGUUGUGCCAACAGGCCCACAACAGCAAGGCAUCCCUGUCAAUCUAAAUCAAUUGCCCACACCUACUCCGCCUCCUGCGCCUUUAGUCCAAGCCCCUCAACCUGAUUUGAGUAGCGAUGAUUGUCUGGAACGCGUUUGUGACCAAAUCAUAACCGGGCGAGAUCUUACUUACGAAAGAGCCUUGGAAAUCCUUCAAGAUGAGGAAUAUUUAGAUGCAACUGAUUUUGAUGUUGUUCGACGACAUCGAAGAUUCAAAAGACGCUCAGAAGAAAGGAAAAAGCCCAAGACACUGUCAAGAAAGACCCGACAAGUUUGCGGGUUUUUCAACUCUUGCGCUACGAAUCAAAUUGCUCAAUCAAGUGCAGCGUCUCCGGUUACCACUACAUGUCCCUCGAGUUCCUCAUGCCAACGAAAAAGAAAGAAGCGCCAGGUGUGCGAAUUAGUGGCUAGUUUGCCUGUCACCUCGGCAAAUGAUUGCUUAGUGCUUGGCGUAGCCGGUGGGGUUGCAUCAGCAGCUGCCAUCGCUGUCGGAGUAAGGCCAAACGCUCCCCCACCCCCACCUCCAGCUCCUAUAGCUCCACAACCAGUGGUACAACCAUUGCGAAUUGUCAAUGCCAUUGACGUCUUCCCCGAAUUAGGGCUUGCCCCUAGGGGUGUGCCCCAACCCGGUCAAUUUGGAGGGGGUGCCUUACCUUUCGUCACGGAUGGAGCUUCAGCUGAAUCCUUAGGAUUAGUGCCCGAUGGAUUGGUUCCGGUGGCAAUUUUUCCCCCCUUUCAAAACGCCCGAACCAGAGCCGAUGCUGUGGGGGUGAUCUUCUCCGAAACAGACGACCAAUCCAUCACAGUGGCCGGGUUCGAUCCAGCAGAUCAGGUAGAUUUCCUGAAUCGACGCCAGCCAAGGUUCAAAAGAGGGAUUGUCCAGAGCUUGAGACACUCAGUCAUGUCCGGUUUGGGUCGGUUAAGGCAUCAGGUUCGGCGUUUUUGGGGCUUUCGCCAGGCCCGUAGAGAUGGAUAUUAUAAGCAACCAGCUUCUUUGUACAACCAGUCCAACGUUCGGCUCAACUUUAUUGAGGUCGAACGGCGUUAUGGGGUCAGAAUCCGAGUUCGAGCCCGACGACGUUGCUCUUCGGAAGAGGACUGUAAUUCAAGUUGCCGUGAUGGAAUAUCUCCGGUCCAGUGCAACGCAUUGACUGGUCUCCCGUUAUUCAAUGCAAACAUUAACAACCCUAUUGCCAGACAAACGGGAGAGGAAUUUCAAUCGGAUGCCGCCCCUGAAUGCCGGGUGGAACUGUCAGAUUCGUGCCUAAGAAUCAGACGGAGGCGGCGUCGAUUUUGAAGUAAUGUAUCCUUGGCUUAUUUUGAAGCGCAGGAAAAUAAUAAUAAAACGCCAAAUUAUUUUCAAACCUCUAGAGUCUGUACAAUCAUUAAUGAAAAUAUUGACAAAACUUAUGA
Molecule: messenger RNA, 2738 nt
Organism: Tigriopus californicus
Lineage: Eukaryota; Metazoa; Arthropoda; Copepoda; Harpacticoida; Harpacticidae
Exons: 3
Coding region: 1-2622 (873 amino acids)
Source: RefSeq, a predicted model, not a curated record